GAAGUAAAUUUUAUAGAGGAAAGAACCAAGAGAGUGAGGCAGGUGAGGCAGCAGGAGGCAGAAGCGGCGGCCAUACCGGCUGUCUCCCGCACCACUACCAGGCUGUGUCUCUCACCUGGCUACUUCACACUGUCUCAGUAGAAAAUAUGGCAGACAGUGAUGACGAAUAUGAGAGACGACGGAGAGACAAGUUCCGUGGGGAGAGGUCGGAGUACACCAGCAGCAGCAGUACUAGAGAUCGUAGGGAUGACAGCAGGCGAGGUGCCAGAGAGGACUGGGCUGACAGGGGACGUGACAACUGGGGAGGCAGAGAGCGAGGAUCGUCCCGGCGAGAGUACAGCAGAGAAUAUGGUGGAAGAUCUCGAGACAGGUAUUCACCGAGCCGCCAUGACAUGUCUCCUCCGGUAAAGAGGAUGAGACAAGACUGGGAUGACAGAAGGUACCCUUAUGAGAGUACUGCAGGUGCCAAUGCUGGAUACGGAGCCUAUGGAGGCACCUAUGGCCAGGACUAUAGUCACCCAGCUGGUCAUGUAGGUGGUGCAGGAAGACUGGAUGAACUAGGUCCAACACAACCUCCAAUGAUGACUUUCAAGGCUUUUAUGGAGCAGUGUGAUGACUCUAUCACCGAAGAGGAGGCCCUCAGGAAGUACUCUGAGUACAAGCUUGAGUUUAAAAGGCAACAGCUAAAUGAAUUCUUUGUGAACCACAAGGAGGAAGAAUGGUUCAAGGCCAAGUACCAUCCUGAGGAGUGUGUGAAGAGGAAGGAGGAGCAGCUGGCCAACCUCAAGCGGCGCGUGUCUGUCUUCACGGAGCUGCACGAGGCCAACCGCAUGGACAACAUCAGUGUGGACGCUGACCAGUCAGACCAGCUUCUCAAAUUACUGGACUCUGUUGUGAUCAAGCUGGAGGGUGGCACUGACCUAGACCUACAGGUGCUGGACCAGUUGCCUGAGGAGGAUGUUAAGCCACAGAUCAAUGAAGAGGAGAAGAAACCCUUUAUUUUGGGGGAAGAUUCUGAUGAAGGUGAAGAUAAAGAAAAAUCAGAAGAGAAGAACUUGGAUGAACCAUUGAAGAUGGAUAUGUCAGAGGAACAGAUGGAGCUCCAGAAGAAGGCCAAGGAGUACCUCAAGCAGAAGGGCACAGAUGGAGAAAAGGAAACCCGUAAACGAAAACACUCGGGUAGUUCUUCGUCGAGCUCUUCCAGCGAGUCGGAGGACGAACCAAUGGAUGAUGAGUUAAAGGAACCUCCUCCACCUGGCAUGGAGAAGGAGGGAAGUAUAGACGACUCAAAAGUAAGAGAAGAGGGAGAGGAAGAUGAAGGAAAAAAGGAAGAAGAGAAAAAAGAAAAUGGACUUCAACCUCCAGGAGAAGAGAAUGGACAGGAGAUAGAAGAGGGAGAGGAUGGUGAAGAAAGUGAGUCCAAGGUUAGUGACAAGGAGAAUAAAGACAAAGAGAAGAAGGAGGAGGAGGAAAGUAAAGAGGAGGAGGAGGACCCUCGACCCAGAGCUCUGCACAAGACUGCAUCAAUUUUCCUGCGCAAUCUUGCACCCACCAUCACCAAACAGGAAGUGGAAGCUAUGUGCCGCCGAUACAAUGGUUUUCUAAGGGCAGCUAUUGCAGACCCCCAGCCAGAGCGGCGGUGGUUCAGGCGUGGUUGGGUAACAUUCAAAAGACACGUCAACAUCAAGGAUAUUUGCUGGAACCUGAACAAUAUUAGAUUAAGAGAUUGUGAACUCGGCGCCAUCGUCAACCGAGAUCUCAGCCGUCGGAUCCGCACCGUCAACGGAAUCACUUCUCAUCGUUCUGUUGUGCGCGCAGACAUCAAGUUGUCGGCCAAGAUAAUUCAGAAUCUGGACUCACGCUGGGGCCUGUGGGCUGACUUCUGCGAUACUCAAGGCAAUCCACAGUUGCUUAGCCUGACUUCAUCAUCAAACCCAGUGUUGCGGAACAUAACUGAUUAUCUAAUAGAAGAAGCCAGUGCAGAGGAGGAGGAGCUUCUUGGAGCUAAUAAUGCCGCCGCCAACAACUCUGAGGAAAAGGCUGAGGGGGAAGCAAUAGAACGUGAUCCAAGUCUUAUUGCAGUUCUUGAUAGAUUGCUACUGUAUCUUCGCAUAGUUCACUCUGUUGACUAUUACAACCACUCCGAAUACCCUAAUGAAGAUGAAAUGCCCAACCGGUGUGGUAUAAUGCAUGCACGUGGCAUACCUCCCUCAAGCAAGGUCACCCCACAAGAGGUACAGGACUACUGUCGAGCCUUUGAGAACAAAAUUGGGUCAUUCCUUCAGCCCCUCACUAAACUCAGUGAUGAUGAAUCAAAAAAGUUAGGUCUGAAAGAAGCAGAGGAAGAGGUGGAGAAGUUUGUCCAGUCCAACACCCAGGAAGUAGCCAAAGACAAGUGGCAGUGUCCACUGUGUGGGAAGAAGUUCAAGGGUGCUGAGUAUGUUCACAAGCACAUCCUCAUUAAACAUGCUGAGAAGGUCAAGGAAGUCAAGAAAGAGGUGGACUACUUCAACAAUUAUCUCCGUGAUCCCAAACGCCCACAGCUUCCAGAAUAUCCAGGAAACAAACAUGGCGGCAGGAAGGAUGACCGUCCGGAUCCCUACGUGGCAGCUUAUCCUCAACACAUUCCUGAUAAUCGUUAUGGCGCAUAUGCUGGUGGUUAUGCAAGACAGUACCCUGCUGCCCACGGCUAUGGUUAUGGGAGCACCUACCCUAAAGAUUAUUACAGCGGCCGGAGUGAUCCUUAUGUCCGUGAAUCAUACCAGAGACCUAGAGCCACCUACAGAUCACGGUCGGGCGACCCACGGGAAGUCAUUGGAUACCAUGAUUUGGAUGCUCCUGAUGAUACAGAUCUCUUUUAACCUUGACGUCGCCGGCCAAUUGGUCGGUUACAGGGACCUGGAUGCACCGAAAGAAGAUUAUUAGAUUCCAUCUGAAAGUGAUCUGCCAGAACUGGGUCAAGAUGUUUCAGUGAUUUGCAUAUACCAGCCUCAAGACUACAGUACAUACUAUAUAUGGACCAUCCAGUUCUUCGUGCCUACUGCUGCUAUUAUGAAUAAAUCAUAUGUGAUGUUGAUGUAGUUCUUGCAGAAAUUACUUAGUGAUAUGGAAAUGAUCAAGUAAGUCUGGCUCGGUAGUGAAGGAAACACGACAGAUGGAGCUUUAUUACCUUUGUUUUGUAACUAGACGAAAUGUCAGGAAUAGAGCUCUAUCUCUUAGGUGUGUUUCCUUCACCACUAUGAACAAUGUUCAUAAGUCUGGCUUGUUUUCAUGAUACAGUAUUCAGAAACAAGUAAACUUGCAGUUAUAUGUCUCACUGUUUGUUACUUGUGGAAGGUUGGUUUAGUUUACAGCAAAAUGUGGCUGUGGUUGGUGAUAGUUUCAAUUGGAUAACAAAACUUUUGGAAAUAUUUUCUUUCAAUUUAUUCAUAGUACAGUACUGUAAUUGUCCAGGCCCUUUUAAUAUUGAAUUCAUGUUACAGUAUUUCAUCAAACUGUACAAAGGAAAGGACUGCUUGUUCAAAUACAAUAUUUUAGUUAUAUAUACAUCAAUUGUAAAUUGCAGAUAAACACAUGGCAUUGGUAUAAAUACUUCUUUCUGUUGUCAGAAAUAUUUUAUGAUGUAGUAUGGGAGUUUCUUGUAAUCAAGUAAUGAAAAGAAUUUUGUAUA
This is a messenger RNA of Homarus americanus (American lobster), 3670 nucleotides long. RefSeq names its product serrate RNA effector molecule homolog (gene Ars2). Bases 147 to 2861 code for a protein of 904 amino acids. Gene Ontology annotation, molecular function: nucleic acid binding. The transcript is spliced from 19 exons. Gene Ontology annotation, cellular component: nuclear body. Gene Ontology annotation, biological process: primary miRNA processing; mRNA processing. NCBI's taxonomy places the organism in Eukaryota, Metazoa, Arthropoda, Malacostraca, Decapoda, Nephropidae. The record is from RefSeq and is a predicted model, not a curated record.